This is a messenger RNA of Toxotes jaculatrix (banded archerfish), 3770 nucleotides long. RefSeq names its product myocyte enhancer factor 2b (gene mef2b). Gene Ontology annotation, molecular function: DNA-binding transcription factor activity, RNA polymerase II-specific; RNA polymerase II cis-regulatory region sequence-specific DNA binding; protein dimerization activity. Lineage: Eukaryota; Metazoa; Chordata; Actinopteri; Toxotidae. Gene Ontology annotation, biological process: positive regulation of transcription by RNA polymerase II. Bases 161 to 1426 code for a protein of 421 amino acids. The transcript is spliced from 9 exons. The record is from RefSeq and is a predicted model, not a curated record.
GCAAGACUCCUUUUACUCGUUAAGACGUCUGUUUUUUUUUUUUCCUUUUUUUAUGUGUAACUUUUCGUGUGAUUGGUCUUGAUCGAGCGGGUGAAACUCAGACGUAAACAGAGAAAAGGAGAUCGAGGAACAGGUGUCAGAGUUACAGACGUAAGAAAACAUGGGAAGAAAGAAAAUACAGAUUUCACGUAUUCUGGACCAGAGGAAUAGACAGGUUACCUUUACCAAGCGCAAGUUUGGUCUGAUGAAGAAGGCGUAUGAGCUGAGCGUGCUGUGCGACUGCGAGAUCGCCCUCAUCAUCUUCAACAGCACCAACCGUCUGUUCCAGUACGCCAGCACAGACAUGGACAAAGUGCUGCUCAAGUACACGGAGUACAGCGAGCCACACGAGAGUCGCACCAACACAGACAUACUGGAGACCCUGCGUAGGAAAGGCCUCGGUCUCGACGGCUCAGAACUCGACAGCGAGGAGAGCAUGCAGGUGGCUGCAGACAAAUAUCCUCUCAGCGAGGGCAUGAAUCUCUCCGUGGCACGCCAGCGCCUCUAUCCUCCAUCACUGCUCUCACCGGAGACCCAGUUCCUGGUGUCUGCAGGCUGUGAAAACGGCUUCCCCAACUCCUCGGGAUCCAGCAUGGCACCCCACAAACCACCAGUCUUUAAAUCCACCAGUUCCAGACCCUGCUCUUCCAGCCCUGCUGCACCACACGCACACACUGCCUUCAUGUCUCCUCAUUCAGGUAUCGGCUACUCCGUGUUCUCCCAUGGCAACCUGAAUCGAGCUCUGGACAUGAAAAGCCCUCCUCCCCUGAACCUGGGCAGUGAGAACCUGCGGGGAGAUGCUGCUAAUCAGGCCAUGGGCGCCACACGUGCGAACCACAACUCUGCUAGGGGCCUCUUGUACCAGGGUCUGCACGGCGGCAGCUCCAUGGUGGCCAUGGGCAAGGCGGGGCUCCUGGGCCACAGUUUGGGAGGCUACGGCCUUCCCUCCUCUGGAGCUUCUGAGUACAGCCCACCUGGUUUUUAUCACUCUGUUAGUCUACAACGAGGAGCAAUGAACCCCUGGCAAGCAGCACAGCCGCCACAGGAGCCCCAUGGGCCUCAUAUAGGCGCAGGGAUGUCCAGUGGAGGGUGCUCCUUCCCCUCUCAGUCUUGCUCCUCAGCCUCUCCUCAUCUGCCCUCCCUCAACCUCAGCAUCAAAUCAGAGCGAAGCUCCCCUGAGCACAUGUCCUCAUCCACCUCCCCUCCUCUACACCACCUCAGGCAGCACUCUCCAAUGAGCGACCCCGACUCGGCUUGUCAUACUCCUCCAGAAACCCGGCCGGCCAAUGAGACGAAGGAGUUUCCCAAAGCCGGCUACCAGCAAGACGAAGAGGAAGGAGGGCAGCCGCUCAGGCAGUUAGAGAUGAGUGACGGCUGGCAGAGAUAGCUGGCAGCUGCGGUCUACCACCAUCUCCCAUUCAAACGGCUAUCUUCCAUCAAAUCCAGUGCUCAAUUACACACACACACACACACGCACACACACACACACACACACACACACACACACACACACACAGAUACAACACAGAAGAUAGUGAGAUGGGGUUGAUUGGUCCCCAUCAUCCCAGAGAGGAAUACCUCUCUUUGUCUCCUCACACAGAGCUGGUCUCUCCUGGGUGAAUUUUUCUCAGCAUCACUUGAUUAAUCCCAUGAGGAGGCAGAUGCAUACAGACAUUUGCUUUUUGUUUGUUUAGGUUUAGUUUUCAGUGUGGAGAUAAUGUGAAUCAAAUAAUAAUAAUAAUAAUACAAUUUGAAAUGUGUUUGUUUUGCUCUGUCACUUUGUUGAAGUUAGCUACAGCAGCACAGCGGGACCAACUGAAUUUCCCCCCAAAAAAGUGUAAAAAUAAAAAAGCCUACGUACACAUUCAGCUUUGAAAACAGCCUUCAGUGUUUGACCUAGGUUUGGUUUGAAAAUUGGAAAAUAGCUGUAAAAUUACACUCCAUGGUCUUUGUGUAAAUAUUACAGCAAAAAGCAGAUAGAAAGAAACAUGACUCUUUACACCAGCCAGAAUAAAACCACUUAGUCUCUGUGUACAGUAAACCUUUACACCUUGUGUCCCUGUUGUUAUAUAAGCUUUAAUUCGCCUCACAAGAUGUCCCCACAUGAAACCAGUUAGACAUCACACAUCACCUAAGUUUUGGCUUUAUGUGUAAUAAUGAAAUGUGCCUGGACUCUUGGACAUCUUACAGGAGAUGUGCUUUUGGUCGCUGUAAUUGAUCCUGCUGUCCAUGCUGGCUGUGAAAAAAAUCCCCUCAUAAUGCAGUUCUAAUUUAAGAAAGAGGCAAACGUCAUUCAUUCUGCACAAAAAUGCUUUCCGAAAUUCAACUAGUACGAGGCUUCAGGAGUCUGAAUUAAUCAAAUUAAGUAUCUUUAGUUUUUUUGAAUACAAAAUUCCCUUGUUGUGUUUGCUCAAACGGUCUUAGAGGGAUAGUCAAGUCAAGUUUAUUUGUAGAGCAUAUCCCACGCAUCACAAAGUGCUUUAAACAGUAACACAAAGAGAGUUUUGUACUAAAAAUACUGUUUAAAAUGCAUUUUAUACAGAACAAUGACAGCCUAUUUUGUCCCUUAUCUCUGGAACCACGUCAAGCAAGGAUCUGUUCAGGGCCUGUGUGUACAGCAGGAAUAAUUACGGUGACCAAAAAAUACUUCAGGUGUACAUAUGAACAUGUCAGUGUGUGAAAUUUAAAAAAAAAAAAAAGUGAAUCUAUCCUGGGGCAUCAGUGGAUCUCAGGAAUUUGGAUGAUUGUUUUCUUAGAAAGUAAAAAAAUAAAUAAGAUUUAUUUCCUUCUUUGUUUGCUAAAUUUUAGUUAUAUUAUUCUUGCAAAUAAAGAUGGCCUCAUCUUUUUACUUUGUCAGUAACAAAAUUAAUGGCAAUCUACUUCAAAUACAGACCAAAGUGUUUAAAUAUUGUCCCUAUGCAUUUCAAUCAAGUACUACAACACCCAAAGAUGUAUGCAUUUGUUUAUAACAGGUCUAAUAUGAUUUUAGUGAUAUAAAAAUAGUAUCUGUAACUUUUUCUGAAGGGCUUCAUUUAGUAAGUACAUACUGAUGUUUAAACACAGUGUGUAAUGAAGGAGUCUAAUUAUUCAUAGAAUAUUUCAUUUAUAAAAAAAACACAAAUUACAUAUUUUUUUAAUUGAGGGAUUGUUGGUUUUCAUUGUAUGUGUAAAUUUACUUUGCUCUGUAUUUCUGUGCACUGGGCAUCUGCUUGUUUUAGUUUAGCUUGCUCAACUUUUGUUCUGCAAUUGAUAAAAUAUACUUAGAAUCCGGGUUGGAAGGUAAUUUACGCUUAUUGUCCACAAGGGGUCACCUUCUUUUACAACAUUUGGAUUUGAAUGAGAAGUUGCAGAGGAGGGAAAACCAGCCAUUAACUGUUAGUGAUUAAUUAUGAAAUGAAUCUUUAUGGCAAGACCCAGGUUCAGUGGCUCACCCUGAACACAUUUAACAAAUACAUGGUGACAAACCCUGCAGAGAUUCAGUGAGGCGGCCGGCGGCAAGCUUCAAGUUCAAGUGCUGCUGUGGAAUUAGCUCUGUUUUUCCUUUUCUUUUCUUUUUUUUAAUGCAGUUAUGUGGAUUAAUAUCAGCAUGAAAAACCAAGUUAUCAGUAUUCUGAUGUUUUGGGUUUAGGUUUUUUUUUAUGUUUGCUGAAUGCUUCACUAACAGAACAAAGACAGAUUUUUAUUUGACAUUUGUUGUGAUUCUUUUUAAAUAAAAAAUGGUUUGAUUUGUA